UCCCCCCAUAUAACCCCGCUCCCCCCACAAUCCCCCACACUCCCACCAUGGGGAACAGCCGCAGCGGCGCUCUAUCCCGCGAGGUCCUCCAAGAACUCCGUGCCUCCACGCGUUACACGGAGGAGGAGCUGAGCCGUUGGUACGACGGAUUCCAACGCCAGUGCCCCGAUGGCCGCAUCCGCCGCGACGAAUUCGAACGGAUUUACAGCAACUUCUUCCCCAAUUCGGAUCCCCAAGGCUACGCCCGCCACGUCUUCAGGAGCUUCGACACCAACGACGACGGCACGCUGGAUUUUAGGGAGUACAUCAUCGCCCUGCACCUCACCUCGUCCGGGAAAACCCACCUG
Messenger RNA from Phasianus colchicus (ring-necked pheasant), 347 nucleotides. The record is from RefSeq and is a predicted model, not a curated record. Lineage: Eukaryota; Metazoa; Chordata; Aves; Galliformes; Phasianidae.